Molecule: messenger RNA, 192 nt
Organism: Malassezia sympodialis ATCC 42132
Lineage: Eukaryota; Fungi; Basidiomycota; Malasseziomycetes; Malasseziales; Malasseziaceae
Source: the annotation of a RefSeq genome assembly
AUGGCCGUGUCGUACUAUGAUGAGAUUGAGCUUGAAGACAUGGAGUUUGAUGAAGGCAAGCAGGCCUUUACUUAUCCAUGCCCAUGUGGUGACAAGUUCGAGAUUUCGCUUGAGCAGCUAAAAAAUGAGGAGGAUAUUGCGAGCUGCACCCUCCUGAUCCGCGUCAUUUACGACCCGCUCGACUUUGACUAA